UAGCCCUGGUGUUUAUAAUUUGAUACAGCCAUAGCUUGUGUAGCACAGUCAAUCAGACCGUUGUCCUGUAGGAAAGGAAGUGCUGUCUCAGAUACCUGCUUCUGGACUGUGCGUGCAUGUUGGCCCCAAUGUCGAGAGGCAUAAUCUAAAAGUUUGUUCUGGUCGAGUCUGCUCUCGAAUUCUUUGUCACUACCGCACAUACCGCUCUUGAAAGUAUCGAAUGAGAGAUAAGUGAGACAGACUAAUGUGAUCUCCUCUUGAGCACUGGGGUUCCACUUCUCUCGGAUUUGCUCAAAGUAUUCCUGGGUGGUAUAAUGCACGAGACGGAUAACAUUACUUGCCUCAUCAACUACAACAAGGCCAGCGCAAACAGAUAUCAUGUCUUCCACAUCUGGAAUGUUAUCUCCGUCGAGGUGUUCCUCAUCGAGCUCAACUGCUAAAGCAUGGGAGAGCUCCUCAGUUGUAAGUAGUCUCUCUGCAUAGGUGAUCCACGAGAGGACGUUCCGUGCUAAUUGGUAUUUCAUACGCGGCUGGCUUUUUAUCCGCUUGAUGGCUUCGUCAUAUAACUGGUCGUACACUUGUGACAGUUCCUUACCGCCGUGAGCUCUCUUUGAGAUUACCUCUAUAAUGGACUUGACUUGCUUCUUGGUAGUAGUGUCUUGGAGUAACUCAAUGUAUAAAUGCGCGAGAAGAAACAUCCCAUCUGCUGCUUUAACGAUUUCGUUUUGUACUAAGCUCUGCAGUUCCUUGUCACGUAUCACACAUUUUGGUAGUCGAUGGAUUUGGUUCGUGAUGAAAUGUUUCACGUCAUUAUCGGUUGCUCGGAUGUGUAGCCUUUCAGUAUGUUCAAAUUCCUCCUCUAUUUCAGGAAUAAAGCGUGAGGUGAUCAUUAUAUUCAUAUUGCCUUCUUUUUGAAGCGAGCUGACAACUGCUAAGAGUCGCCUGCGAGUGUCAUCUUUGCAGUCUGCAAAUUCAUCUAGAGCAUCGAUGACUAGGUGAACACUUGAGUAGGUUUUCAGCACGGAACGGAGGGUAGUGAGAACCUCGUCGGAAGACAUUGUAGUCCCACGCCUGGAAUGACGCUCAUAGAGACGCAACACAAACUCCGGAAUGGAUUGUUGGCCCUGCAACAGUUGCCGGAGGAUCGCUGCCAGGAACAUGGUAGUACUAUUCCUUG
Molecule: messenger RNA, 1177 nt
Organism: Aspergillus alliaceus
Lineage: Eukaryota; Fungi; Ascomycota; Eurotiomycetes; Eurotiales; Aspergillaceae
Exons: 2
Coding region: 628-915 (95 amino acids)
Source: RefSeq, a predicted model, not a curated record